AUGCUGAUUUUCUACAAAAAACUGUACCAGGUGCAACAGCCGGAUAACGGAGCAAACGCCAUCGAAAGCAAACGUUUGAUCGAGGUUUGGUACAAAAACUCAGCGGGACAAAUACAUAUGUUUCAGAAAAUGCUAAUAGAAUCGCAGAAAACAAUCAUUGUCUUGACCGUCUUGCCUCUAUUGACUUACACUUUUCUUUCCGUCAAAGAAAAUGACUGGUUCUCAUGAUCCAAGAAAAAGAAAGUGUCGAUAAUCGCUGGGAACGUUUGACUUUUCUUCACAAUGUUUUCCAAUUUUCCGAAUACUGUUCUCACGGUGUUCUAAAAGAAAUUUCUGUUCUGAAAUUAAUCUUUCCAGUUCCGAUAAGAUCCAACCAAUCCAAUACACAGUCUUCCAGAAAUACCCGCUCUUCAAAAGUUUUGUGUUGUGCUUGUGCUAUGUUUGAUGAAACAUCAUUUAAUGAUGCUCUUCAGACCCUGCACGUUGGUCCCAUCACCACUCUAUCCCAUUCAUCAUCCACUUACAAAUAGAGAGGGAUGUAUACACUUGAAUGUUGAAACAAUCAUGGAGGUACACCCCAUCGAAUCCAAUCAAAACAAGUACUUCUCCGCUCAAUUUGUUCUCAUUUGAUGAGAAGAAGUUCCUUCAGUUCUUCGCUCGGAAAAAGGAGAAGAGGAAAACGGGAGAAACGGGGGAAAGGGGACAUCGUUUGGUCCACGCCCACUAUGAAAGAAAUGAUGAUGGGGUGCGCGUGUGUCUGCAGAGCCCGGCAAACUCCCAGCGGAGCAUUUCCACAAAGAGUCCGUCCGUCGCACCACAUUGACCACUGCUCCGCCAAAGGUUUGUUCGGGUCGCCCGUUCUUGAGAGCAUGUGCUCAUGAUUUCGCCGGUGUUAAGGCUUACAGUAAGUUCUUCCACGUUAUUGUAUUGUCAGUUCUUAUUCAUGAUUUAGGCACUACAAUGCGUGCUCUUCCAUCUGUUCAAUGAAGUUCAAAGUAGUGCAGAUGAAUACCGACUGCUAGCAGAUCUUCGGCACAAUUACGAUCCUUAUGAGCGACCCGUUGCGAAUGCCUCCGAACCUUUGGUGGUUUCUGUCAAAAUAUACCUCCAGCAGAUUCUAGAUGUGGUAAUUCACCUGAAAUGAUGCGGAAACCUAACUUUACUUAUUUAAGGAUGAAAAAAAUCAGGUGAUCACUUUAGUAGCCUGGAUUGAAUAUCAAUGGACCGAUUACAAGUUGAAGUGGGAUCCGAGUGAGUACGGUGGAAUCAAAGACAUUCGGAUACCCGGAAAUGCGAAUGCCAUCUGGAAACCUGAUGUUCUUUUGUACAACAGGUAUGAACUUGAAAACAUUUUACAAAUUGUCUAUUGCCGAGUUCAAAAUGUUGAUCACCUUGUCAAAGUCGCUCUUCGUUCUCAUAUCUGUCAACUCAUCUUUCUCUCUUUUUGAAGCUACUAAAAUUUUGAAACGUGCAGAAAGCAAUCAUUUUUCAAUGUUAUGUUUUGUGGCAAACGUCGUACUUGUCAACAGACCAAACAAAUGUAGGUUGCAAAACGACCAACUCGCGUUUUGAAGUGUCAAAAAAUUGCAGAACGUCCUAACAUCCUAAUUUCCAGCGCGGACGAGAACUUCGACUCCACCUACCCAGUGAAUUACGUGGUGAGCUACACCGGCGACGUGCUGCAAGUUCCUCCGGGAAUUCUCAAAUUGUCCUGCAAAAUUGAUAUCACUUAUUUUCCAUUCGAUGAUCAAAUAUGCCAUCUGAAGGUUUGUCUGGCUCCGAAAAACGUUGUUUGUUAUAUAAUAUUUCUAUUCCUAUUUCACAUCAUCUCAAGUGAGAAAGAGGUCGGGUCUCCCUAAUCCAGGGGGGUGAGUAAACGUUUUAUCGCAAAACUACAUCUACUAAUCUUGGGCGCGGCAGCGGAAAAACCGACAACUUCUCUCCUUGGUCUUCUUCUUCUUCUUUUUCCAUUCCUCAGAAGUUAUUGUUUACCAAACAUAUAAUGAAUGAUGUGAAGCGGGUUCUUGGUUCAGUGUCCUAAUCUUUUUCGGCCGUUUGCAGUUUGGCUCAUGGACAUACAGCGGAAACUUCAUAGAUUUGAGAAUAAAUGGUCCCGAAGGAAAAAACAUAUCUGAGGAGGGAAUUGACGUGCAGUAUUAUGUGCAAAAUGGAGAGUGGAACUUGUUAGGUACGAACUUCAAGAAACAUUUUGAGGGACUCGGAAAAAGUAUGUUUUUCAGCGGUGCCUGCUCGUCACGAAACGAAUAUAUUCGAUGAACAACCAUAUCCAUCAUUAUUUUUCUAUCUUGUCAUUCAAAGACGUACUCUCUACUACGGUAUUUAGAGGAGUCAAAGUUCAUUUUUCGAAAGUCUUUUUUUUUCAGGACUCAACCUUAUCAUUCCAUCAUUUCUCAUAUCACUCAUGACUGUUCUAGGAUUCACUUUACCGCCAGAUGCUGGCGAGAAGAUCACAUUGGGUACAUUUUUUACUUAAUUCUAAACAAUGUAAUGGUCUUCAAGAUGUCUGGAACACUUUUUCUUACAGAACAUAUCGGCGGGCAUUCGUUAUUGAAAAUCUCUCAAAAUUUUUUCAGAAAUCACAAUUCUCCUCUCUGUCUGCUUCUUCUUAAGUAUGGUAGCAGAUAUGACGCCUCCGACUUCUGAAGCAGUUCCCCUUAUUGGUAAAAACGACAGUACUCCUCAAUAAUCUACACAUUUCUGGUACCUUUCAGGCGCAUUUUUCUCCUGUUGUAUGCUUGUAGUCUCUGCAUCCGUUGUUUUCACAGUUUUGGUGCUGAACCUUCACAAUCGCAAGCCUGAGACUCAUGAAAUGAGCCCAUUUGUAAGUGAACAAAUUCUAUCGUAAUCCUUCUCAAUUCGAAUCUUGUUACAGCUCCGAGAACUGCUUCUGAUCUGGCUUCCAUGGCUGCUGCUCAUGAGACGUCCAGGGAAAACGGUUUUCAACUGCGCUUUAAUUAAGGUUCGUUUUUUUUGCCUAGAACUAACUUAACAAUAUAUGGAAAAUACCUGUUCCUCAAUAAUAUCAUGUAUUUAGGCUGAAAAGGCGGAAGAAAAGGCGCGUCAAAACUCUGUUCGGAACGGAAAAGGACCUGCAAAACCUACAGAUUCUGUUCACCCUUCUGAUGGAUUAUCUCUGAUGAAAAAUAUCAAACUAGGAAAACGACAGCACGCGGUUGAUAUUGAUAAUGGUAACCUUCUCCUACUUCACGCAUUCUAUGACAUCCUACUCAACGUUUACUUUUGUUCAGAAUUCCAUGUCCAACAUAAUCACUUGAUGCCAGUGACUCCGUCCGAAACCCCGCGCGUCACUUACUCCAAAGUAAUGGGAGAGUCUUAUGUCGAAGACGGUAAUACAGAUAAUACCCUAAUAAAUUCUCAAAAAAAUACUUUAGUAGUCAUGACGGAGCUGAACAAGUACAUGCAAAAAGCGUGUCUGGAGCUUAAGAACAUUUCGUCGCAGACGAAAGCAAUGAGAAAAAAGAUGGAGGAAGAUGAGAGGGUAUGUACUAAAAAGGAAGAGUUGAACUAA
Caenorhabditis sp. 36 PRJEB53466 is the source of this 3550-nucleotide messenger RNA. NCBI's taxonomy places the organism in Eukaryota, Metazoa, Nematoda, Chromadorea, Rhabditida, Rhabditidae. The record is from the annotation of a GenBank genome assembly.